AUGCGCGCUCCGCCGGACGCCCCGGCGGCGCCGGACGAGGACGCCGUCGUCGCCGCCGCCCUGCGGUACGCCGGCAAGGCGCCCGCGCGGGAUGCGCAACCGACCAAGCGCGAGCGGCAGGUCGCCGGCGAGGCGCGGGCGCUGCUGCGGGCGUUCCGCGCGAACAACUUCGCCGUCCAGGACGACCUCCUGGGGCAGGUGGCGAGCGGCGUCUUCCCCGCCGGCGCCAUCCUCAACCACGCGUGCCUGCCCAACGCCGUGGUGACGUACCGCGUGGCCCGGCAGGACGGCGGCCGGGCGCCGGGGGCGGCGGCGCGCGUGGUGCAGGAGUUCCGCGCCGUGCGGCGGAUCGCGCCGGGCGAGGAGAUAUGUCAUUCGUACGUUGAUUUGGCGGGGUUUGCCACGGCGGGGGAGCGGCGCGACGUGCUGCGGGAGCGGUACGGGUUCGCGUGCGACUGCGCGGCGUGCGAGAGCGGGUUCCCCGCGCGCGAGGGGCACCUGGAAGCGGGCGACGCGCGGAAGGUCGGCAUCGCGGACCAGCUGAUGGCCCGCGCGGCGGCGGAGGAGGGACUCGAGGCGGAGGUGCGUCUGACCGAGGCGGCGCUCAGGGCGUACAGGGCGGCGCUGGGGCCGCGGCACGCGAAGACGGUGACGGCCCUGGACGCGCGGCUGUCGCUCGCGCUGAUCGCGGGGGACUUUGGCGGCGCGGCGGCGCUGUCGCGCGAGCUCGCGGGCGUGCGGCAGGAGCUGUACGGCGGCCAGCCGCACCCGCGCGCGGCGCUGGAUCUCCUGACGCUGGGCGAGAUCCUGCGCCACGUGGGCGAGCGCGACGAGGCGCGGGAGGUGCUGGCGCGCGCGGCGGACAUGCUGGCCGUGACGAACGGGGCCGAGCACCACCUCACGGCCGGGGCGCGCGCCAUGCUCGCCUCGUAG
Messenger RNA from Pedinophyceae sp. YPF-701, 933 nucleotides. The record is from the annotation of a GenBank genome assembly. Lineage: Eukaryota; Viridiplantae; Chlorophyta; Pedinophyceae.